AUGGCGUCUCAAAGCAUCAGUUCUUCAUUCAGCAGUGUAGCCACUGUGUUAUGGUGUGCCGGUUUGUUGCUUGUAGGAUCGUUUGCAACCGCUAUUACUGGAAUCACAAUCAAUGGACAUGAGAGAGAUCGCGAAGCAUUGCUUGCCAUAAGGUCACAAAUUAAUCAUGAUCCACUUGGAGUCACAAGCUCAUGGAACAACUCUGUAGCCUUGUGCCGGUGGAAAGGAAUAACUUGUGGCCGUAGGCAUCAAAGGAUCACCAACUUGGACUUAAGCCAGCAACGGUUCGGAGGUACCUUAUCUCCCUAUAUAGGGAACCUCAGCUUCCUUAGGUUCAUCAACCUUCAGGACAACAAUUUCUAUGGUGUCAUCCCCCCCGAAAUUGGUCGACUUUCGAGGCUUGAAAGUUUAAUUUUGCAAAACAAUUCCUUUGGAGGAACAAUACCAGCCAAUUUGACCCAUUGUUCUAACCUCAUUCAGUUUGUUGCCAGCCGGAACAACCUUGUUGGAAAUAUCCCAGCCGAGUUUGGCAAUUUAUUGAAGCUAGAGAAACUACGAAUUUCUAUCAACUUUCUAACUAGGCAACUCCCAGUUUCAUUGGGGAACCUUUCCAGUCUACAUCUGCUUCAAGUAGGUAGGAAUAACUUGCAAGGGAGAAUUCCUGAUACAUUAGGCCAGCUUAAAAGGUUAGUCAAUCUUUCACUGGACGAGAAUAAUUUCUUUGGCUUAGUUCCUUCUUCAAUUUAUAACAUCUAUUCUCUAGAGAGAUUCGGUCUAGCAUGUAAUCGAUUCCAUGGGAGCCUCCCUGACGACAUAGGCUUCACACUUCUAAACGUUCGAAAAAUUUAUAUUGAUAAUAAUAGUUUCUCUGGGACUCUGCCAGAGUCAUUAUCCAAUGCUUCAAAGUUGGAAGCAUUUGAUGUUUCCAGGAAUCAUUUCAGUGGCCAAGUGUCCAUUAAUUUUCAAAACGCCAAGAAUCUUUAUUGGCUAAAUAUGGAAAUAAAUAAUCUGGGAAGCGGUGCCGCAGGGGAUUUAGAUUUUUUAACCACCUUAACUAAUUGUAGCAGAUUGCAAAUUUUUAGCAUAGCUGCUAAUCAAUUUGGUGGCUUGCUACCAAAUUCCAUAACAAACCUUUCGACAACAAUUAGAAUUAUAUACCUAGGUUUUAAUCAAAUAACCGGCACCAUACCUUUGGGGAUAACAAACCUCGUAAAUCUAAUAGGAAUUGGUUUGGAGCAGAACCAACUGACUGGCACUAUUCCUGAUUCCCUUGGUAAGCUUAAAAACCUGCAAUCAGUAACCUUCGGUAGAAAUGCUUUAACUGGGAGAAUCCCUACCUCAAUAGGAAAUCUCUCACUGCUAAGCAGGAUUGGUUUAGAAGAAAACCUCUUAGAGGGUAGCAUACCUGCUGGGUUUGAAAAAUGUCAAAAUUUGAUGCUGAUGACAUUAAAGUCCAAUAGGCUAACAGGUCUAGCUUCCAAAGAGAUAUUUAGCAUAGUAACACUCUCAGUUUACCUAGAUCUGUCCAAUAACCUUCUAACAGGCUCCCUUCCUUCAGAAGUAGGAAACUUGAAAACUUUGGUAAAACUGAAUAUAUCAGGAAACAAGUUCUCCGGUCAGAUUCCUGCUACUCUAAGUAGUUGUUCGAGCUUGGUGACUCUUUCUUUGGGGAAAAACCAUUUUUAUGGAAGUAUCCCAGCCUCUUUGAGCUCCUUGAGAAGCAUUGCUGAGCUAGAUCUGUCAGAUAACAAUUUGUCUGGUCAAAUUCCAGUGUAUCUUGAGAAAUUAUCCUUCUUGAUAUACUUAAAUCUCCCUACAAUCACUUUGAAGGACAAGUGCCAACGAAAGGAGUUUUCAGUAACGCAACAGCGAUUGCACUAA
This is a messenger RNA of Durio zibethinus, 1881 nucleotides long. The record is from RefSeq and is a predicted model, not a curated record. NCBI's taxonomy places the organism in Eukaryota, Viridiplantae, Streptophyta, Magnoliopsida, Malvales, Malvaceae.